CAAAGGAGAGAAGCCCCCCGAGGGAAGGAAGGCCAGCACAGUGCCUAGGAGCAGAGAAGAGAGCAAAGUGAUGGGGACAGGCAACCUGCAGUCUACCAUGCUGGAAGGGCAUGGCUUGAAUCCACCAGACCUAGACCUUUCUGCUAUUGACGACAAAAGCAUGUCCAGGAAGGCUCCCCAGCUAGAAAGGACAGUGGCAGGAACUGAUAAGUCCCUUUUGAGACCUGACCAAAAAAGGACACUUCGAAAGAAAAGACAGGAUCUGCAGGAGACCAUGGACAUGAUGGAGUCGCAGACGCUGCUGAUGACCCUGCUGUCUGUGAAGAUGGAGAACAACCUGGCUCUGCUGGAGGAGAAGGCGGAGAAGGACUUGGCAGCCAUGUGCCAUGAGAAGGAGAGGCUGCAGAGGCAGGCACUGGAGCUGAGGCGUCAGCUGCUUCUCAGACAGAAACAUCAGGAGCUGGCCGCUGCCCUGGAUGCCCAGAUUGAGGUGCUGAGCCCUCUUCCGCCUGUGUUAGAGCGCUUCAAAGAGGAAUACAAGACACUGGGCAGAGCCCUGGACACCACGAGGCACGAGCUGUCCAUGCAGGCUGUCCACAUGGAAGGAAGUGGGCAGGAGCUCCUAGGUAGGCAUCUCCAUGGCAGGAAGGAGUCCCAAGACCCACAUGUGACAUCCUAGGUGCCUCAGCUCUGGCUUGGUUCCAGAACCCGUGUCCUCACCAGUGCGGGUAGGAAAAUGGGUAACUGAGUAAGAGAUUCUGUCCCCAGGCUGCUGUGAGGACAGCUGGAUGGUACUGGGGAAAGGGGUUCCUGACCUGAUCCUGGGCCCUACCAGUGGGGUAGGGGUGUUGGUGAGGAAGUCACUGUAGACCAGUGCUGAUGCACUUCGGUGAGUCUCUGGAGCAGCCCACUUCACAGGGAUGGCUGAGCUGUACAGGGUUUGCUUACUGCUCUCUUCCCUCAUGUCCAGUGGUUGCUUUUAGGACCCCAAAGCAUAACUAAAGCUGUGGACGCUCAAGUUUCUUCUAAAAGCAGCAGAGUGUGACUGGGCACAGUUGUAUGACUGACACCGCAGCUCUUGGGGACUAA
Rattus rattus (black rat) is the source of this 1089-nucleotide messenger RNA. Its product is annotated as HAUS augmin-like complex subunit 8. The transcript is spliced from 6 exons. Lineage: Eukaryota; Metazoa; Chordata; Mammalia; Rodentia; Muridae. The coding region runs from base 71 to 679 and encodes 202 amino acids. The record is from RefSeq and is a predicted model, not a curated record.